AUGUCUAACCAAACCUCCUUUAACAAGACCAUCAAGUGCUUUAUAUCUCUAGAUUUCGAACCUCAACCUGUGUCCAGCCUACCACAAACUAUCCCUGCAAUAUGGAUAGCAGUCAGCUCGAUCAACGGCCUUACAGCCCCAUUGAUACUAGGUAUCAAUCUGUUAGUAAUUUGGACAGUAUUAGAAGAUGAGCGUCUUCGUAAUACAACCUACAAUAUCUUGCUGGCCACUUUGGCCUUCACUGAUCUUUUGAUGGGGCUCAUCGUCCAACCAACCUCAGUAGCUCUAAACAUUUGUCUUUUAUUGGAAUGUUCAUCGUCUUGCCCACUGACUAUUGCUUACAUGUUUUCGUCACUGGUUUGCUGUGGUUGGUCGCUUGCUACUUUGACGGUACUUUCCGUUGAACGCUACCUGGCCAUUGAACAUCAAUUUUUCUACUCUUCAAAGGUGACUGUGCCAAAGGUUCUAGGGGCGACAGCGAUAACUUGGGGUAUCAUGACACUUACACUGGUAGGCUUCCGACUGAUGUCCGAUAGCUCUUUCGAGAUCAGGCAGCUUCCCGUAGCAGUGAACAUUUCCAUUUGCUGUUUGAUCAUUCUCAACUGUGUUGGAAAAGUCUAUCAUACGUCAAGACGACAAAGAGCCAUCAUUGCAGAUAUUACUGCAGUUUCGACGCAACAAGACAUUGACAAAACCAAAAAGAUGUUAAAGGAAUUGAAGUGUUAUUUUGUAUUUGGUUUGGUCAUUAUCUCAACCGUCAUUCUAUACCUACCAAGUUUGGUCACCAAAAUCAUCGGUGUUUCUAUGGGACAGGAGUUCACCCCUGAGUUUAAGUACAUUGGUCAAUUUAUCUGGGUUACAUGUGUCUAUCUCCAGUCAUUGGCCAAUCCUCUCAUCAUCUCACUACGGCUUUCAUAUAUCCGUAAAGGUGUUUUCAAGAAAUUGUUUCGUCAAGAUGGUUGA
Molecule: messenger RNA, 963 nt
Organism: Exaiptasia diaphana
Lineage: Eukaryota; Metazoa; Cnidaria; Anthozoa; Actiniaria; Aiptasiidae
Product: trace amine-associated receptor 7h-like
Exons: 1
Coding region: 1-963 (320 amino acids)
Biological process (GO): G protein-coupled receptor signaling pathway
Cellular component (GO): membrane
Molecular function (GO): G protein-coupled receptor activity
Source: RefSeq, a predicted model, not a curated record